This is a messenger RNA of Parasteatoda tepidariorum (common house spider), 1094 nucleotides long. RefSeq lists its product as uncharacterized. The record is from RefSeq and is a predicted model, not a curated record. NCBI's taxonomy places the organism in Eukaryota, Metazoa, Arthropoda, Arachnida, Araneae, Theridiidae.
AUGAGAUCAAUAACGGAUAGCUCGCCAAAAUUCAAAGAUGGCAGGUCAGAGUUUAUUUCUCACAUUAUUUUUGUGCGUAAAUCUGUUUUAUGCAGUGUUUGGAAGUGAUUGUGGUUGUGACAGCAGCGAAGAAAUAGCAACUAAAUGCUCUAACGAUGUUGAAUGUGACUGUGGAUAUGGAACUUUAGAAUGCUGUUAUAUGCAUGGUGAAAAGCGCUGCGUGUGCAUGAAAGGGUACGCUCUAAACAAAGACAUUUGUGAAGAGUGUGAUUGUGGACAUGGAGUUUCAGAAUGUUCUUUCGUAAAUGACACAAAAUACUGUACUUGCAGAUCAGGUUACACUCUUAAUGAUGGCGUUUGUAAAGAAUGUGAUUGUGGACCUCAUUCAGAUAGUUGCCAGAUGAUAGGUCCCAUAAAGUUUUGCACUUGUAUUUCUGGAUACACGUUUAAUCCUCUUGAAGGCAAUUGCGAGAAACUUAAACUUCCAUAUGGAGCACUAUCAGCAUUAGCAUCAAUAAUGUAUUUUUCUGUAAUUGGUUUUGUCCUUGGUCUGAUUAAUUCUGGAUUCCUUAUCAUGCUUUGUUACAAAAGAUGCCGUGAUAAAAAACGGGAUGAAGCUCAAACGAGGUUGAUUGAAAACAUCUGAUUUCAGGAAGUUUUGUGCUAGAGUUGUGGAAGGUGUUUCUUUCAGGAUUAGAUUUAUAUUUUAUCUACUUCAGAAAGCAGCUCAAACGGGGGAAAAAUCCAUUAAAAUUUUGAACUAUUUCAAACAUGACAUUAGAAUUAUAAGUUAUUCAAAAAAAAUUGCAAAAGAAGAUUAAGUUCAAGAAAUUUUUGAAAAUUGUGAGACACAUUGAAUGCAGAAUUUGUUUAAAAAUAGUUUGUAACAGAAGAUUACUUUCAAAAAUUUGUUACUAUUUAAGAAAAACAAGGGGUUUUACUCCUUCACAGCUUGCUGUUACAUGCCGACCCUUAAUGAUUGCUGUGCAAUUAUUUAUUGUUUGUUUCACAAACAAACUAGUAUAUAAUCCUUGCUGUUUUUAAAUCUUGAGUAUAACUACUUCUGAAUAAAAUCCUUGUGGCUCUGACUAAAA